UAUCGCUGUGACGUGCGUCACGGGGGCUAUCUUAUCUCCCUUCAACCUCAACUUCACCCACGGCCGCGGAUCGCCCGAGGCCGGGUCAUUCGCCCUCUCUAGGACGGACCCUGUACACUUAUAACACCAUGUCGCAGUGCUGGAGCUCUAGUUUCCCUCGGGUCUUAACUAGGAACCCGUCCUCUCCCCGACGGCACAACUUGCAAUGUCUACUUCUGCAUUCAGGCAACUCACAGUCGCCGUCGUAGGCGGCGGUCUCGGUGGUCUAUCGGCCGCAGUUGCUCUACGGCGGGCUGGACACAUCGUCAACAUCUACGAGCGCCGCGAUUUCAACGUCGAAGUCGGCGCCUCCAUCUCGUGUGCGGCCAACGGAACCCAGUGGCUGCGUGAAUGGGAGGUCGACAUCCCCGACAUGAAGCCGAUUGUGCUGAUGAAUCUCGUCAUGCGACAAUGGGAGACGGGCCGGGUUCAGAACGACUACAAGCUCGAGAAGUACGAGGAGGAGUGGGGCAACGUCUACAACAUGUUCCACCGUCAGGACAUGCACGCGACGCUUCUGAAGACGGCGACCUCUGUGGAAGGCAAGGGCACGCCAUGCACUGUGGUCGUAGAUCAUGUCUGUGAGACUGUCGAUCCCGAGGCUGGGACCGUCACGUUCAAGAACGGCGUGACCGUGUCCGCCGAUCUCAUCAUUGGAUCCGACGGUAUCCGGUCUGCCGUUCGCGGCCAGCUUGGCAUCGUACCGGACAUGAAAUCGGCACCUCAAACAUGUUAUCGCUGCAAUGUCCUGACUGAAGAUGUGAAGAAGCUGGGUCUCGUCGAUUAUUCCUACGCUCCGGCUAUACAAUACUGGGGUGGCGUUCCCGAUAAAAACGGUCGCUCGAAAUACUAUAAGAUUGUCAUGUCUCCCUGUUCUGGCGGGGAGAUUGUCUCUUUCUAUUGUUUCAUGCCAUCAGAACUCACAUCGCAUCAUGAAGAGGGCUUCUCUUUCAAGGAAGUUCCUGUCUCGGACAUCCUCGUGGGCCGCUAUGACACACUGGAUCCUGAUUGUGUUGCGCUACUGAAGCAGUCGAUCGACCGGAUGCCCUGGAGACUAUACGUCCACCAGCCUUAUGAGACUUGGGUGAAGGGCAAAGCCUGCGUCCUCGUUGAUGCUGCGCACCCGAUGAUGCCCCAUCAAUCGCAGGGCGCUUGUCAAGCUAUCGAGGACGCUGCCGCCCUCGGAAUCAUCUUCUCCGCCAAGUACGGCUUCACCAACGACAUCGAGAAAGGCCUGGCGCUGUACGAGACGAUCCGCAAGCCACGUGCGACACGCGUGCAGGCUGCCUCGGCCCGCGCUACGGAGAACCUCAACGAGCGGAUCGGGUUUACGAGCAUGACCGCCCCCGAUGCCGAGCUUGCUGCUGCUGAGGGCAAGUUGACCAUCAACGAGAUGAAUGGGUACAAGAUGCAUUGUCAUAUCGAGCAGGAAGUUGCCAAGUUGUAGAAAUAUACUGUACGCCUAUCUUGCAUUUAUUUAUUGAUCGUCGAAUUCUAUCCCAUCGGCUUCGCUCAGGCCGCUGUCCGAUUCUGAGCAAAUCGAAUGCCGUGCCAGAGGGGUCUUCGAGGUGUCGUGAUGCAUGACUUGGCUAACUGACUGCUUGACGGCAGAGAAAGCAGGACGAGAGUAAACGGUCAAAGGUAGACACAGCGUUCAAUCGAGAUGGAGAAGAGACCACGAUUUGCGCUCUUGACAGCGAAUAGCUAGCGAUCUUACAAAGGGGCAACGCAGAUACCUCGCCGCUUGCAUUCUGUUCGCAGUUUCUGUUACAGCCGGCAUAUCAGAUGUACAUCGUAGUGCCGAGGAUCUUGUCGUCGAGGUGACUGGCAGCAAGAGGGAUAGGAUGUCUUGAACAGAUGCAAAUGCAGCAAUCUGGCUUGAGCAAAUGUUGUCGAAAAUAUGAGGAUCGUUGCCUUGCUUGUCAAGGCUUC
This is a messenger RNA of Mycena citricolor, 1971 nucleotides long. Lineage: Eukaryota; Fungi; Basidiomycota; Agaricomycetes; Agaricales; Mycenaceae. The record is from the annotation of a GenBank genome assembly.